AUGGCAUCUACCGACAGUCGCCAUAGCGCCCCGGCGGCCCUACUGCUACUUCCCCCACCGCCGGCCGUCUCACUCGAUCAGGUCAAGAAGGUCUUCGAAACUCCAAUCUCAGAAGCUUUAGAAAAGCUCGCUCGAUCGGUCAAUGGACCUGAUGGCAUCGCGACUCUGGAUCUUGCAUUGGAGCUGCCCGGUCUGCUGGACCCAGCAAACAGACCGCGGGCCAAGAUCUUUGCGCAACUCCAGCAUUAUCUCACCAGCAUCUAUACGUUGAUCGGCGCCGUUGCAGCUGUCCAUGAAAUUGAGCUCGAUGAGCCAGGGGGUAUCGAUGCCCGCGUGCUUUUCAUCGAUCGUUCAUUACCUGCACCCCAAUUUCCCCAAUGGGAAUUUGGGCCUAUCCUCAGCCUUCAGUCACUCGCGACCUCGGGCCGACGGUGGGACCAUGUGUUCUAUCUCGAGAACCAUUCUGGCCAAACAUUGUCUCGGGCCUUUUUCCAGUUGCUCAACGAUGCCUCCUCACCGACACAACAUCCAACUCUCAAUGUGCAAGCUAUUACAGCCAGCUCCAACUGGACAGUGCCCCAGCACCUGUUAUUCUCCGAAGACCAACCGUCACUCCCCUUCCAGCCCCACUAUUCUGUGAUCGUCGGGGGGACAUUCGACCACCUUCAUCUCGGCCACAAAUUGCUGCUUACCGCACUGGCCCUCACCCUGGAGCCCCCCACGGAGGCGAAUGAGGAUCAAAAUAGGCUUCUCAGCGUUGGGGUGACUGGCGACCAACUGCUGGUGAACAAGAAGUAUGCGGAGUUUCUGGAGAGCUGGGAAGAACGCUUCCAAAACACGGCGGCCUUCUUGACUGCCAUCAUGGAUUUCUCUCCGCCGGAGGCUCAGAAUCAACCCCCUAGGCUUGAACGCACCACUGCCCCGGGCCCGAACGGAAACUUCGUGGUCAUGCGGAUUCAACCCCGUCUGGCGUUCAAGUUCGUGGAAAUUUGGGAUCCCUAUGGACCAACAAUCACGGAGGAACGCCUGACGGCACUGGUCGUUUCGAAGGAAACGAGCGCCGGCGGGGCUGCGGUCAACGUGGAACGAGCGAAGAAAGGAUGGAAGGGCCUGGCGAUCUUCGAGGUGGACGUAUUACAAACCGGGGACGUCACCGAGGCCACCGCCAAUAAUUUCGAAUCGAAAAUCAGCAGUACAGAUAUUCGGCGGCGGCGUAUGCACCUAGCCAAGGUCUAA
Molecule: messenger RNA, 1236 nt
Organism: Penicillium macrosclerotiorum
Lineage: Eukaryota; Fungi; Ascomycota; Eurotiomycetes; Eurotiales; Aspergillaceae
Product: putative pantetheine-phosphate adenylyltransferase
Exons: 1
Coding region: 1-1236 (411 amino acids)
Biological process (GO): coenzyme A biosynthetic process
Molecular function (GO): dephospho-CoA kinase activity
Source: RefSeq, a predicted model, not a curated record